Molecule: messenger RNA, 2484 nt
Organism: Drosophila guanche
Lineage: Eukaryota; Metazoa; Arthropoda; Insecta; Diptera; Drosophilidae
Exons: 7
Coding region: 46-2484 (812 amino acids)
Biological process (GO): sensory perception of smell; detection of chemical stimulus involved in sensory perception of smell
Cellular component (GO): plasma membrane
Molecular function (GO): odorant binding; olfactory receptor activity
Source: RefSeq, a predicted model, not a curated record
UUGUGCCUUCACCUGCGAUACAGUCGAAAAAUAAGCAAAGACAAGAUGUUGAGCAAGUUUUUUCCUCGUAUCAAAGCCCUGCCAUUGACGGAGAAGCCUCGGUCCCGCGAUGCAUUUGUCUACUUGGAUCAAUUUCAAAAGGUUUUAGGCUGGACCGCACCCGACGAUAAAAAGUGGAGAAUCCAUUAUAUGGUUUAUGCGAUUAUUCUGAAUUUGGUGUUCAUGCUCAUCCUACCGAUCUCGUUGCUGAUGCCAUACAUUCAGAUGUUCAAGAGCUUCACGGCGGGAGAGUUUCUCAGCUCCCUCGAGAUCACGGUGAAUAUGUACGGAUGCGUUCUGAAGUCCCUCUUCAUCAUUUGGGGAUACAAGGGAUUUCAGGCAUCCAAUAAGGUGCUGGAUCAACUGGACCUGCGCUGCACCAGCGAUGAGGAACGCUCCAGUGUGCACCGCUGCGUGGCCCAUGGCAACAUGUGCUACGUUGUCUUUUUCAUUGUUUACUUCGGAUAUGUUACGGUCAAUUUUACGGGUUACAUCCUGAUGGGCAGGCACGCCUGGUUGAUGUACCUCCCUGGACUGGACGAGGAGAAGAACUUUUUUAUUUCCAGCGUGUGUGAGGUUAUGCUGAUGAGUGGGGGUGUCCUCAUGGAUCAGUGUACGGAUGUCUCUGCUCUGAGCCACAUGCUGAUGGCUCGCUGUCACAUCCUUCUGCUCAGGGACCGACUGACUAAACUGCGCACGGAUCCCACUAAAACUGAGGAGGAACACCAUGAUGAUCUGAGGAAAUGCAUCCAGGACCACUGCUUGAUUUUGGACUAUUUCAAUGCUUUGCGGCCCAUCUACUCGGGCACCAUCUUCGUGCAGUUCCUCCUGAUUGGCAUAGUUCUGGGUCUGUCCAUGAUCAACGUCAUGUUUUUUACAACCUUCUGGACGGGCCUCGGCACCGUGUGCUUCAUGGUCUGUGUAUUGCUGGAAACAUUUCCUGUUUGCUACCUUUGCAACAUGAUCAUCGAUGAUUGCCAGGACCUCUCCGAUAGUUUGUUUCAAUCGAAUUGGACGGCAGCCAGUCGCCAAUACAAGUCCACAUUGGUCUACUUUCUGCAUAAUCUUCAACAGCCAAUUAUACUGACAGCAGGUGGAGUGUUUCCCAUCUGCAUGCAGACGAAUCUAUCGAUGGUAAAGCUGGCUUUUUCUGUGGUCACCAUAAUAAAACAAUUCAAUUUGGCAGAUAAGUUUCAUCUAAUCCAAGCUGCAUGCAAAAUCCUGCAGAGUUCAAUAACGACUAAAGACAAGAUGUUGAGCAAGUUUUUUCUGCGCAUCAAAGUCCUGCCAUUGACUGAGAAGACUCGGUCCAGCGAUGCCUUUAUCUACUUGGAUCGAUCUCAAAAACUGUUCGGCUGGACAGCGCCCGACGAUGCCCAAUGGAGAGUUCCCUAUAUUAUGUGGGGAAUUUUCCUGAAUUUGCUGCUAAUCUUUCUCCUACCCAUCUCGAUGUUGAUAUCGUAUAUUCAGAUGUUCAAUAGCUUCACGGCGGGAGAGUUUCUUAGCUCCCUCGAGAUCACGGUGAAUAUGUACGGAUGUGUUCUGAAGUCCCUCUUCAUCAUUUGGGGAUACAAGGGAUUUCUGGCAGCCAGACAGGUGCUGGACCACCUGGAUCUGCGCUGCACCAGCGCUGAGGAACGCUCCAGUGUGCACCGCUGCGUGGCCCAGGGCAACAUGUGUUACGUUCUCUUUCAGAUUGCUUACUCAGGAUUUGUUGUCGUUAAUUGGACAGGAUAUGUUCUGAUGGGCAGGCACGCCUGGUUGAUGUACCUCCCGGGGUUGGAUGCGGAGCGGAACUUUUUUUUAUCCAGCGUUUGCGAGAUGUUGCUGAUGGGUUCCUGUGUCACCAUGGAUCAGUGUACGGAUGUCUCUGCUCUGACCCACAUGCUGAUGGCUCGCUGUCACAUCCUUCUGCUCAGGGACCGACUGACUAAACUGCGCACGGAUCCCACUAAAACUGAGGAGGAACACCAUGAUGAUCUGAGGAAAUGCAUCCAGGACCACUGCUUGAUUUUGGACUAUUUCAAUGCUUUGCGGCCCAUCUACUCGGGCACCAUCUUCGUGCAGUUCCUCCUGAUUGGCAUAGUUCUGGGUCUGUCCAUGAUCAACGUCAUGUUUUUUACAACCUUCUGGACGGGCCUCGGCACCGUGUGCUUCAUGGUCUGUGUAUUGCUGGAAACAUUUCCUGUUUGCUACCUUUGCAACAUGAUCAUCGAUGAUUGCCAGGACCUCUCCGAUAGUUUGUUUCAAUCGAAUUGGACGGCAGCCAGUCGCCAAUACAAGUCCACAUUGGUCUACUUUCUGCAUAAUCUUCAACAGCCAAUUAUACUGACAGCAGGUGGAGUGUUUCCCAUCUGCAUGCAGACGAAUCUAUCGAUGGUGAAGCUUGCUUUUUCGGUUGUCACUAUAAUAAAACAAUUCAAUCUGGCGGAUAAGUUUCAGUAA